CGCUCAUCAAGUAAAAACGUUUCCUCGAAUGCGAGCUUCGAAUAGAUCCCGUCAAAUAAGAACGAAACACAGACACAGAGCGAGCGAGAGAGAGAGAGAGGGCAACGAUGGAGGACGAGCUGAGAGCACUGCAAGAAUCCAUUGAGGGUUUGAAGCGAUCCUUGCCAGUCUCUGAUCACCAUGAUUCUAUUUCAGAAAUGCAACAGCGAGUGGGUAGGAUUAUGAGCCUUGUGAAAUCAUCGGGUGGUCGGCGUUCCAAAGUGAAGGAAUUGAGUGCUGAAGUAGUUGAUAGCAACCCUUAUAGCAGGUUGAUGGCGCUUCAAAGAAUGGGCAUUGUUGAGAACUAUGAAAGGAUUCGAAAUUUCUCAGUUGCAAUAGUUGGCAUAGGUGGUGUUGGCAGUGUUGCUGCAGAAAUGCUUACAAGGUGUGGCAUUGGUCGCUUGUUGUUGUAUGAUUAUGACACAGUGGAGUUAGCUAACAUGAAUAGGUUAUUCUUUCGUCCUGAUCAGGUUGGCAUGACGAAGACUGAUGCUGCUGUACAGACUCUUUCAGAUAUUAAUCCAGACGUUGUUUUGGAAAGCUACUCAUUGAACAUCACAACUGUCAAAGGUUUUGAUACUUUCAUAGAAAGCCUCAAAAGAAGAAAGCCUGAGGAAGAUGGGCGAAGUAGUGGUGUUGAUCUUGUGCUGAGUUGUGUUGACAAUUACGAGGCUCGCAUGGUAGUGAAUCAGGCAUGCAAUGAACUGAACCAGGCAUGGAUGGAAUCUGGUGUAUCUGAAGAUGCAGUCUCAGGUCAUAUACAAUUGCUGGUUCCUGGAGAAACAGCAUGCUUUGCUUGUGCUCCACCCUUGGUGGUUGCAUCUGGAGUGGAUGAGCGCACACUCAAGCGUGAAGGUGUAUGUGCUGCAUCUUUGCCAACUACCAUGGGUGUUGUUGCUGGUCUCCUGGUUCAGAAUGCACUCAAAUACCUACUAAAAUUUGGACAAGUUUCUCCCUAUUUGGGAUAUAAUUCACUUAAAGACUACUUUCCAACUAUGGAAAUGAAACCAAAUCCCCAAUGCUCAAACUCAGCAUGUCUUGAGCGUCAAAAAGAAUACAUUCAGGCAAAACCAGCUAGAGAUGCAUUAGCCAAAGCAAAGUUAGAAGCUGAAUCAUCAUCACAAACAGAAUGCCCGCUUCAUAUGGAUAAUGAAUGGAACAUAAGUGUUGUGGAUGACAGUGAGGCUGAAACCUCAGAUCACAGCAGGAAGCCUUAUGCUCUUCCAGAAGGUCUUGUCCGCGAGCUUCCUAAUGCCGAUAAAUAUCAAGAGCCACCGGUGUCAGGAGGGAUAACUGCAAUCAAUGAUGACCUCGAGGAACUCCAGCGGCAACUCGAUGCCCUUAAUUCAUCGUAACACUUUCGAGUAAUUGAUUAAAAGCAUAGAGUUAAGGGCAAACAAGUGGGGUUGGGGGAUGUUCUAUAAUCUGAUUGAUAUUUUAACUUAUCGGCUUUUUUAACUGCCAAUUUCAAGCUGCUUGAGCAACCCUGUUUUUACAAACAAAACAAGGGGAGAAUUAGUCGAAUAUUGGACGGUAUUUAAAUAUUGAACUUGAUUGAUGUAAUCUGGACCUUGGACACUCCCUUAUCAUUUGGUGGUUUUGUUGUGCAGAAAAUCAACUUUCACUUGAUGAGUCCUGUAAACAAUAAGGCAAUUUUAAUUUAUGCUAAUUGCUUGAUUUGGAUUUU
Molecule: messenger RNA, 1726 nt
Organism: Dioscorea cayenensis subsp. rotundata (Guinea yam)
Lineage: Eukaryota; Viridiplantae; Streptophyta; Magnoliopsida; Dioscoreales; Dioscoreaceae
Product: ubiquitin-like modifier-activating enzyme 5
Exons: 14
Coding region: 108-1394 (428 amino acids)
Biological process (GO): protein ufmylation
Cellular component (GO): cytosol; cytoplasm
Molecular function (GO): UFM1 activating enzyme activity
Source: RefSeq, a predicted model, not a curated record